UCUCUGCUGCUGCUGCUGCUGCUGGUGUUGGUGUUGGCCGUCCUGCAGAACACAGGAGAACCAGGCAACACUGCUGCCGGUGCAAGGAGGAGGCCGAGCCGGAGGCCGAGGAGGCGCCAUGGAGACGAACGGAGAGCAGAACCAGCAGGGAGCGUCGACCAACGGCAGCGCGGCGUCGGGGACGAGCGCUCGCUCCUCGCCCAUGAACUCCAUGUCUCUCUACGAAAGACAAGCGGUGCAGGCCCUGCAGGCUCUGCAGAGACAACCGAACGCAGCUCAGUACUUCCAGCAGCUGAUGCUGCAGCAGCAGAUCAACAGUGCCCAGCUGCAGAACCUGGCUGCCGUGCAACAAGUCAAGGCUACUCUGGCCGCCAGUCGUCAGUCGAGUCCCUCCACCAGCAGCGCGUCUCAGACCACCAGCACCACAUCUGCCAGCGCUGGAUCUGGCUCCAGCUCCACGCCCAGCAGCCGCCCCAUGGGGGCGUCGGCCACGUCCACCAUCAGCCAGUCCGUGCUGCUCAGCGGGACGGCCGGCGGCCAGGGCCAGAUGUACCUGCGGGUCAACCGCUCCCUCAGGGCCCCCAUCCCUUCCCAGCUCAUCUUCAUGCCCGGCGGUGCAGCCACGGCUGCCAUGGCAACCGUCGCCCAGCAACCGCAGACCCAGCAACAGGAAACGGCUCCGUCUUCCUCCUCCGGCAGCCAGAUCCCGUCAGACAACGACCAGGUGCAGAAUCUGGCCAUACGAGGCGUGUCCAGUCCCAAAGGUGUGGGGGUGAAAACGGAGGCCCCUGAGAGGAGCGAGUCAGCCGCCUACUCCCUGGUCCAGCCCUCCCACCAGUCCACCCCCCAGUCUCCCACCAAGCCCAGCCCCCAGACCCCCCACAUCAAGAUCCCCACCUACCCCCAGCCCACCAACCUGAAGGCCCACCCGUCCCCGUCCCCCGCCGCCUCGUCCUCCUCCUCCUCCACCACCACGUCCAUCCCUCUGUCCCAGCUGCUGCUGCACGGAACCCGGACCCUGACGGGGACCACGGCCCCCACGGCGGCUCACGCCCUCGUCCUCACCUCCAGCACCGCGUCUCAGCCGCACAGGUACCCCGUCGGCACGGCGACCAUCAAGCCGGCGGUGAGCGCUCAGACUCUGGUGGUGCAGCCGCUGCAGAAGAGCUCGGCCGGCGCGGAGAAGUCGGGCCACGGCACCGGGCCCGUCCCCAUCCAGCCCAAGACGCUGCAGGGCCUGCGUCUGCCGCUGCAGCUCCCCUCCAGGAACCACCACCCCCCGAUCCUGCCGGCCCCGCCGGCCGCCAGCAGCGCGGCCCCGCCGGCCCAGCCGCCCCCGCACAUCCCCGUGCAGAUCGUGGGGGCCCGGCAGAGCUCGCUGGGGAACCCGCAGGCGCUGGCGCUGGCCCGGGGCGGCUGCAGCCACGACGGCAACGCCGCCGUGCUCAGCAGCUCGUCCAGCCUGCUCACCAUGGUGGCGUCCAUGGCCUCCCGCGAGGCCGGGGCGGGGGCCCGGGGGGUCGGGGGGCCGCUCAAGGCCCUGCAGGCCCUGCAGGCCCCGCAGGACGGGCCCCCGCCGGCUCAGGUGUCUCAGGUUCACCCGCAGGCCAAUCAGAACUCUGUGCAGAGUCAGAACGGACCCGUGGCUCUGACUCCGGCCUGCUCUCACUCCAACACGCUCUCGUCUAGUUCCCCCUCCCUGUCCCGCUCCGCCCUCGCCCUCCCGCUGACGACCGACGAGCAGAAACGACGCUCGGCCGGCGUGACGGCCAACGGAGACGCCAGUGCUCAGACGCCACAGGGAAAACAGGUAAUUGCCUCUCUCAAAAGGAAGUCAGACUCCAACUCAGCGAACGAUGAGGACGGCCCGUCGCCCCCGCGGCUCCAGCCGGUCAGAGACCGAACCCUGGCCUCCCCGGCCAACCCCAUCAGUGCAGGCCCGGGUUCUCCUCCUCCAGCCGCCGUCUCUCCUGCUCCGGUCCUGUCCGUGUCCCGCGGGACCUGCGGUCCGGGGGAGAGGGCUCCGCCGCCGCAGGCCGUCGUCAAACCGCAGGUUCUCACGCACCUGAUCGAGGGCUUCGUCAUCCAGGAAGGAGCGGAGCCGUUCCCCGUUUGCGGUUCAGUCAAAGACUCUGCUGGCGAGGACUUGACUAACGACAGUCCAGACACCAACCAGUCGGAAACCGUUACCACGGCAACAGUGCUGAAGUGUGAGUACUGCAAAAACUUUGCUCCUGCCAGCCAAUUCAGAGGCACCAAAAGGUUCUGCUCCAUGUCUUGUGCCAAGAGUAUGUAUUGGUUCCCCAGGUACAACGUAAGCUUCAGGCAGAACUGCUCCGUGCGCCAGAGCCACGGCCAGCGGCCGGACCAGGACCACGCUGCAGACCCGGACCCGGACCCGGGCCAGGAUCAGCUCUCCAACUCCGACGAGGACGGAGGCAUCGCCAGGAGGAGAGUUCCCCGCAGGACCAGCUCGGAGAUCGCCAGUGCCAAGAUCGCAGGGAGACCCAUCCCCGUCAAGUGCCGUUCAGAGUCCAGCCAUUCAGACGAGGAGUCCAGCGGAGAAGAGGACGAGGACGACCCCAUGUCUCUGUCCCCGGCGUCCUCGUCCUCCUGCCACCAGCUGCCCGGUCCUCCUCCCCCCGAGAGCUCGGCCCCCGCCCGGCCGCCCGCCAGCCCCGCCCAGUGGAGCGUGGAACAAGUGUCCCACUUCAUCUCCUCACUACAAGGCUGCGAGGAUCUGGCCUCCAUGUUCCUGUCCCAGGAGAUCGACGGCCAGGCGUUGCUGCUGCUGAAGGAGGAGCAUCUCAUGUCCACUAUGAACAUCAAGUUAGGCCCCGCCCUGAAGAUCUGCGCCCACAUUAACACUCUGAGAGACUAAUACUUCCCUAAGAACCCCGCCGCUCGGACUCCACCCCCGAGCGUUUCACCCAACGGCCCAAUUCUGCUCCCGGGUCGGAGGUGGAAGUGACGAAAGACGAGCAAGCCGGCGUACCAAGUCCCGUUCAGUCUGGGCUUCAAGAACUCACGUCCGUCAUCCGUUUGCUCAUUUCUGGCUGCAGAGUUUAAGGCCACAUUUACAGGAAUAAUUUAAUAUUUCCUUGCAAAAGUGUCUAAUCUUUGUGUUAAGGGGGAAAAAAUCCUAUAAAUGACCCGCUACAUUUUUCUGUGAAGGGACCUGAACCCAAACGUCGUAGCAGCUCGGAAUCAUCGGGACUCGCAGUCUUGAAAAGUCUUUGAAUGUGUUUUCAGUUAAGAUAUCCCCCUUUUUCUGUUCUCUACGAAAAGGGCUCCUUUUAUCGUAGAGGGAGGCUGUGAUAUUCUAACGCGUUUUUCUUUACGUUUUUUGUUUUUUUUGGUCUUGUAUUUCAAACUGAGUAUAAUUGAAGGGUCAAAAGGAAAAACGUAGACACACAGAAGGUGCUGUGGGUUCAGUUGGGUCUGUAAUUUUGCACAGAAAUUUUGAAGGAGGACUUUGGAAAUAUAACCCAGUUCGAAAGUCUCAUUCAGCUCUCCAUGGCUUCUUCUUUUUUUAAUUUUUUUUUAUUCAAGCUCUUUGCUACGACGGAGUAUUAGGGCCAAAAUAAGACAAAAAAAAUUGGAAAUUACGAGAAUAAAGUCAUAAUAUAAUG
Cololabis saira (Pacific saury) is the source of this 3632-nucleotide messenger RNA. Its product is annotated as polyhomeotic-like protein 1. Gene Ontology annotation, cellular component: PRC1 complex; nucleus. Bases 119 to 2881 code for a protein of 920 amino acids. NCBI's taxonomy places the organism in Eukaryota, Metazoa, Chordata, Actinopteri, Beloniformes, Belonidae. Gene Ontology annotation, molecular function: protein binding; zinc ion binding. The transcript is spliced from 16 exons. The record is from RefSeq and is a predicted model, not a curated record.